Trematomus bernacchii (emerald rockcod) is the source of this 734-nucleotide messenger RNA. It is a transcript of the gene dnajc1, whose product is annotated as DnaJ (Hsp40) homolog, subfamily C, member 1. Gene Ontology annotation, cellular component: endomembrane system. The record is from RefSeq and is a predicted model, not a curated record. Lineage: Eukaryota; Metazoa; Chordata; Actinopteri; Perciformes; Nototheniidae.
CGGAUGUUACGGCAGUGUGUGUCGAUGAUGUGUGUCCGUGCCCCGGAUGUCUUCCCCGUGUUACGGCAGUGUGUGUCGGUGAUGUGUCGGUAGAGAUGACGGUCCCCCUGCUCCUGGUCCUCCUGCUCCUCUCCUCGGCCCCCCCUCUGUCCGCCUGGGACCCGGACCUGGAGCUGCUGGACCUGGUGGAGGAGAUCCAGAUCAACUUCUACACUUUCCUGUCCGUGGAGCAGGAUGCGUCUCCAGUGGAGAUAAAGAAGGCAUACCGCCGGCUGUCUCUGAUUCUGCACCCUGACAAGAACAAAGAUGAGAACGCUGAGACUCAGUUCAGACAGCUGGUGGCCAUUUAUGAAGUCCUGAAGGACGAGGAGAGGAGGCGCAGCUAUGACGACAUCCUGCUGAACGGCCUCCCUGACUGGCGCCAGCCGGUCUUUUAUUACCGCCGCGUGAGGAAGAUGAGCAACGCUGAGCUGGGCUUCCUCCUCUUCCUCAUCCUCACCGUGGGACAUUACGCCGUCAUCUGGUCCAUCUACCUGGAGAAACAGCUGGACGAGCUGCUAAGCAAGAAGAAGAAAGAGAAGAAGAAGAAGCUGAGACCUGCCGAGGAGCCCAGGUGUAUCGGCCCGGACCGUAGCGACAGAGUCAGUGAGCGGCCGCACUGGCAGGACAUCCUCCCUCUGAAGCUGAGCAUCUGGCUCUACCUGUCAAUCAAACACCUGCCAGAAACCAUCCAG